ACUGAAUAAAUGACGUUUCACCAUCCGUUCCGUGCCGUUUGUUUUGUCAAGCAACUUGCUUCAGUUGUCAAAAGUAUUUUUGUGAGCGCUCGCGAGUGAAAAACGGUACUGCUUCCUAAUUACCGUUUUAAUUAAAAUACGAUUGUUUACUACUUAGUUAUAAGCUACACGUAAUUAAAACAUACAGGCAAAUAAUGAAAUUCGCGUGCUAAAGUGACUGUAAUAAAAAAUACGUUAGUAUUACAAUAAAAAUCAGUUUAAUCUAUCGACAAUGGUGAAAGAUGGACGUAAAUAUCGGUCGUUGUCGAUCUAGCUUGUCGUUUUGACGCCGACGCUUUAUGAAAUGUGAACAAGUGCAACAGAAAUUGAGGAUUUUUUGAACCACAGUACACGGCUCAGCCAUGGCUGACGAGUCCAGCGUUCGUGUUGCUGUCAGGAUCCGUCCACAGACACCAGCUGAGGUGGUCGAGGGUUGUGGUAUAUGUGCUCGAGCUGGCGGACCUGCUGGCGAGGGUGGGGUAGCCCUGGGAUCAGAGCGCGCCUUCACCUUCGACUACGCCUUCGAACCAUCAUGUUGCCAGCAAGCAGUAUAUGACACUUGUGUCAGGAAGCUGGUGGAAGCAGCCUUGGAUGGAUACAAUGCUACCGUGCUUGCAUAUGGACAGACUGGCUCCGGCAAAACCUAUACCAUGGGCAGUGGCUGGGAAGGCGAGGGGGAUGGUGACGAAGAGCGUCGUGGGAUCAUCCCCCGAGCCAUCAGAGACUUGUUCGCCGGCGCAGAGGCAAGGGCGGACGAAGCACGCGCGCAGGGACAGUUACCACCAGAAUUCUCCGUACAAGCACAGUUCAUUGAACUCUACAAUGAGGACAUCGUCGACCUUCUAGAUCCUGCUAAAGAUCCUUUUGCUAAGGGCGCACUCAGGAUAACAGAAGAUGGUUGCGGCGGCGUUCGCAUAGUAGGGGCUUCGAUGCGAGCGGUGAGAGGUGCUCAAGAGGCAUUGGGGGCAUUAAGAGCAGGUGCCCUCGCCAGGACCACGGCAGCUACCAACAUGAACUCCUCAUCCUCACGAUCACAUGCAGUAUUUACUCUCUUACUCCGACAGAGGAGACUGGCACCAGACCAGGAUACGUCGGUAGAUAGAGAUGCAGACUCCGAAGCACCCGAACAAUACGAGACACUUACUGCGAAGUUCCAUUUUGUUGAUUUAGCUGGAUCUGAAAGAUUAAAACGAACAGGUGCAACGGGCGAGCGAGCAAAAGAAGGUAUAUCAAUAAACUGCGGGCUCCUAGCUCUUGGCAAUGUGAUAUCAGCUCUUGGAGAUCGUUCUAGAAAAGUACUACACGUUCCGUACAGGGACUCGAAACUAACGAGGUUACUCCAGGAUUCAUUAGGAGGGAACAGUAAUACAGUCAUGAUAGCCUGUGUGUCUCCUAGUGAUAGGGAUUUCAUGGAGACGUUGAAUACACUGAAAUACGCGAACAGGGCGAGGAAUAUCAAGAACAGAUGUGUGGUGAACCAGGACCUGACGUCGAGGACUAUACACCAGUUGAGGCAGGAGGUGGCCAGGCUGCAGCUCGAGCUUGCUGAAUAUAAACAGGGUAAACGUGUGAUAUCAGAAAACGGCGAGGAGGGCUGGAGCGACGUAGUCCAAGAAAAUGCAAUACUGACCGGCGAGGUGGAGUCUCUAAGACGGAGAGUGAAGGCCAUGCAGGGUACUAUCGAGCAGCUGUCGGCCAGGAACAGUGAGCUCAUUGCUGAGAAGGCGCUCGGGAACUACACUACUAAAGAUGGCAGCCCUGAUACUAAUGACUGCUCACUGACUGCACUUGUGCAAGGUUACGUAAGCGAAAUAGAAGACCUUCGAGCUCAACUGUUGGAAUCCAACGCGAUGUACGAAGCGAGUCGCAAGCGCGAGGCGACGGUCGCUCGUACCAGACACGACUCCGUCCAGGAUCCGUCACUCAUCAUCGAUGAUGCUAAACGGGAACUGUAUAAGGAGAAAGAGUUACUGGCGCGUAGCAUGGGAGAGUUAGAAUUCCAGCGCAAACUGAAUAUGAGCGAGAGCAUGACGAGUGCGGUCGACGACAGGCCUAUAGGAGAGAGGGAGAGGGCCGAGGGAGAGAGUGCAGAGGACUCUGAACCUUCGGACGGCGAUGGAGAGGCUAGCGACUCUGAGGAAGAGGAUUCUGAAGUUAAAGGUCAGCGCGUCCUCUCCGCCCAGUUAGCGGCGCUGAGCGAGGACAUAGACACCAAGGCGCGACUCAUAGAACAACUGGAGCUGUCGCAGCGACGACUGGCGGCACUCAGGACGCACUACGAGCAACGACUGGAUACACUACACCAUCAGAUCAAAGCUACCAAUGACGAAAAGGAUAAAGUGCUCGCGUCACUUGCAAGCCAGGCGUCCCCUCCAAGCGAGAAGCUGAAGCGAGUGAAGGAAGAAUACGAGCGGCGCGUGGGCAGCAUGUCGCGGGAGCUGAAGCGCCUGCAGGCCGCCGCGCGCGAGCACACGCGCCUGCAGCGCUCGCAGCAACACGCCGCCCUGCAGCUCGCCACGCUGCGGACCGAGCUCACCGCCAUGAAGAGGGACAAGGUGAAACUAGUACAACGUAUGCGCGAGGAAGCCAAGCGACACGCGCAAGCUGAAGCAGCUCGAGCUAAAGAGGUAGCACAACUGCGCAAAGAAUCUCGUAAGAACGCCAACUUGAUCCGAUCAUUGGAAGCUGAGACAAAGAUGAAGGAAGCGGUGUUACGUCGUAAACAAGAAGAGGUAUCAUUAUUAAGGAGAGGACAUCGUGACAAGCUCAGCAGUCGAGCGGCGGGCAGGUUGCAUGAGCGCGCGCAGGCCCGCGCGAGCAAGAGCUGCCGCGAGGCGUGGUCCCGGCUGGAGUGCUGGGUGUCGCGCGCCGUGGCCGCGCGCGUCACGCUGGGCGAGCUGGAGGCCGCCAUGGAGCGCCUGCUGGCGCAGCGCGAGCGUGCCAGGGGCGCCAGCGACCCCGACACGCUGCAUCUACUGCGCUACCUGCGGGACGCCAUCGCCGACACACAGGCGCAGAUCAUGCAGAUUGAGGAGGAGAACGACGAGAACCAGUUACCAGUGGUGCUGGAGCAGGUGUGCAGCGCGGAGGCGGGCCGCUACUCGCUGUCGCGGCUGGCCGCGCUGACGCUGCAGCACGCGCAGGACGCCGCGCGGCAACACAAGCUGCUGCACGACACGCGCGCGCAGCUCGCGGAGGAGCAAUCGGAGCGUUCUGCGGCGGCGCUGCGAUUGGCCAGCGCGGACCAGAACCUGAACCCGUGGGGCGUGCCUGCCGCGCUGUCUGCACUACUGCAACACGUGUCCUCCGGCACCUCUACACGAUCCGUGUCGCCUGUAGACAGCUCGCUACUAGAUGUACGUCCCAGUAACGGAGUCCGUGAGUCUAGUACGGCGCCCACGUCUCCGCCUGACGACAACACGCCCUCACCCUUCCAGAGGAACACUCAACGUCGCGGUUCAGUCCGUCUUCGCGACCUGGGCGUGAUAGGUCGGGACGAGGACCCGAUGACUCAGUCCAUGGUGGAGCCCGCCUCACCACGACCCAUACCACUCAGUCGCGUGCCUAGUGCUCCUGGAAGUCUCAGAGGUCUCCAGCCCCUGAACAGUAGUGGCGGAGUGCUGGCGUCUCCAGUAGCAGUGCGGCGCCCCCCCGCUCCCCCCGAGUCCCCGCGUCCCCCCCGCCGACAGCUCUCCAAGCCAGCCUCAUUGUACAGAGCCGAGUGCGACCGUCGGCACUCCCCCAGCGUCGCCGGGCGCCGCGCGGAGAGCGCGAGAUGAUGACGUCUUCCUCCGUCUCACGGGCGCUGGCAACGAUAAUACUCCUCAGGGCGUCGUCAAAGAAAUUGCUUUGAAGCGUACGAGUGGCAGUGGCGGCAGCGGCACGGGCGCGUGGCUGCAGUGUACGCACGUGGCCGAGGGACACGCCGGCGCCGCGCUCGCACUCGCCGCCACGCCAGACCUGCUCUACAGCGGGGGAGUCGAUCGUACAGUGCGUGGCUGGGACUUCGUGGCGGGUACAGAGACGUGGCGCGGGUGGUGCGGAGGCAGCGUGGGCGCGCUGGCGGCCGCCGAGCGCCUCGUGCUGGCCGCCGCCGGCGCCGCCGUCAGGCUCUUCGAUACACGGUCCCGUACUCCCGUCACUACGCUCUGGUCGUCAGGAGUGACAGGUCCGUGCCCAGCUAACCGCGGCGUGGGCGGCGAGGUGGCCGUCACUGCACUCGCGCUCGCACAGAACCAUCGCUUGUACACCGCCGUCGGAGACAAACUCAGGCUGUGGGACCUCAGGAUGAUGGAGUGCGUGUGCAAGCUGUGGACGGGGCACGCGGCGGCCGUGAUGUGCCUGGCCGUGGGCCGCGCCGGGCCCGGGGACCUCGUGGCCACCGGCUCCAAGGACCACUACGUGCGCACGCUCGACAUGCUGCCACAGGACACUGGUAAUUACGAAGCAAGCAAUCGAUGGCUACUAGAGCCGCCUCACUACGACGGCGUACAAGCUCUAGCACUGAGCCAAGAAGACGGCGCGUUGUACAGCGCGUCUCGAGACACAAGCCUUAAGCGGUGGAGUCUCACUGACCACACACUCACGCAUGGAGUUAUGAAUGCGCAUAAAGGCUGGGUGACGGGCGUGUGCGUGGUGGGCGCGGGCGGGGCCGGGCUGGUGGCGAGCUGCGGGCGCGACGCGGCGCUGCGCCUGUGGAGCGGCGCGCUGCGGCCGGCCGCCGCGCCCGCCGCGCUGCCCGACCUGCCGCACGCCCUGCGCGCGCACCCCGCCGCGCCCGCGCUCUACACCGCCGGCAAUAACAAUCAAACUAUUCCUGGUAAACUAGUGGGGCCACCGUUUUUUGAAUCACCUGAUGGCGCAAAUUUAGAAGAGAUUAUAUGUCCAAUUACUGCUUCUGUCAAAUACUGA
Molecule: messenger RNA, 4950 nt
Organism: Spodoptera littoralis (African cotton leafworm)
Lineage: Eukaryota; Metazoa; Arthropoda; Insecta; Lepidoptera; Noctuidae
Source: the annotation of a GenBank genome assembly